UGUGUUAAGUCAAGAUAUACUUCAGGUCAUUGGCCAUCCCCUCCCAAAUGGAGUGACUUUUACAGAAGGUUUGACUGGAGCUGCUUUCAAGUUUGAAGGAGAUUCCAAUGCAGGUCGACAUGCUGAAAUCAUCCUACCAACAGACUUCUCUGCCAACUUUCCUGAGUUCUCUAUCCUGAUGCUGCUACGCCCUUAUAGUGGUAGCAGGGGUACAGUCUUUGGGGUGACAGACCCCUAUCAUCAGACCAUCAUCCUCAGUGUAAACAUCACAAGCAUAUCAAUAGAAGACAUGAGGAUAAGCCUCAUUCUUACAAACAUAGACUAUACAAGUGAAUCAACAGAGGUAGCAGCUUUCCUUGUGCCUUCCUUCACCAACCAUUGGACACAACUAGCAUUAAGUGUCAGGGACAACCAGGUGACCUUAUUCCUUGAUUGUCAAGAACUUGGUACACAGACGUUUGAUAAAGAUCCUGGUUGGCAUAUCAGGAUACCACCAAUGGCUCCCCUGUUCAUUGGACAUCUUGGGACAGUAGGAGAAGAUGUGCAAUAUCGGGGUGACAUCCAACAGAUUUCAAUCACCAACAGUGCAGACUCUGCUGAGGAGCAUUGUCCGAUUGAUGCAAUCUCGGGCAGCGGUUCCAUGGCACUCAGACAAAGUGCCGGAGAGGAUUGGGCCUUCGUAUUUUCAGGAAGUGGGGAUGAUGAGACAGACAUGCCAGGGAUGCCAGUGACAUACUCUACACAGUAUGAAUCGGAGACUCCAUCAACUCCUUCAAAUAAUGCAGGGCUACCAGCCAGUGUUCAACCUCCAUUGGAGCAGGUAGCGACCAUCCUACCAAAGGUUUCCCCUACCACACCCACUGUUCCGGCCACGCCCUCAUCACAACCAGCUGUUGUUGUACCUCCUGGAUCAGGAAUGAAAGGACAGAAAGGAGAAGUGGGCUGGCCAGGAAUCAAUGGUAUCCAUGGAAACCCAGGUGUUCCAGGGCCACGUGGUUUUAACGGUGACCCAGGACCACAGGGGCCAGAAGGACCAGUGGGGCCUAAGGGACAGAAAGGUGACUUAGGAGAUGCUGGUCCUACGGGACCUGUUGGUGAGGAGGGGUUACCGGGUGUGGCCGGUCCUCCUGGUGACCCGGGCAUCAAGGGAGAGCAUGGUGUUCAAGGAAUGGCUGGGCAGAAAGGAGAAAAGGGAGAGCCUGGAGUAGGUGUCCCUGGUCCUCCUGGUGCUGUACCAACCCUCAGUCUUGAAGAAAUGAUGCUUCUUAAAGGUGAAAAGGGAGAUGAAGGGUUAAUGGGUCCACCAGGUGAACAGGGUGUUGGAGGACCACAAGGAGUAAAAGGAGAUACUGGUGAACCAGGGCCACAAGGGCAAAAAGGAAAUAAGGGUGAAGUAGGUGUAGGUUUGAUUGGAAUGCAAGGUAAACCUGGUAAAGAAGGACCAAAAGGAGAGCCUGGACCAAGGGGGCCACCGGGACCUUCAUCUCUUGAUAGUUUUAUAGAGGGAUCUGGACUGGAGAUGAUUGCUGGGCCACCUGGCUUGCCCGGUUCUCCUGGCCGUCCUGGUGCUAUGGGACCCCGUGGACCCGAAGGUGCACCGGGUAUAGUGGGAGUUCCUGGUAUGGAUGGUGCUCCAGGAAAACCUGGACCUCCAGGUUUGGAUGGAAGACCUGGACCUAAGGGAGAACCUGGUGGUCUGACUGAGAAGGAGAUCAUGGAUGAGAUAGCUAACUUGACUGCUGAGUUUGAGAUGGAGGGAAUGCCAGGAAUGGAUGGCUUUAAUGGUUCAAGAGGUCCUCCAGGUAUACCGGGUGUUAUGGGUCCUAAAGGAGAUCCUGGUAUGGAUGGAUAUCCAGGAAUGAAAGGUGAAAGGGGACCAUCUGGUCCACCUGGAGUUGAGGGAGCAGAGGGAUUGAAGGGUGAACCUGGUCAGAAUGGUAUACCAGGUGUACCGGGCAUUGCUGGGAUACCAGGAGAACCAGGACAGAAUGGAGCCAGGGGUCCACCAGGACCAGCAGGACCCCCUGGACCUCCAGGAGCAUCUCCACUUCUACCUCCAGGCUUCCCAUGGAGCAAUACAGCUCUGAAUCAAGACCAAGAAGGAAGUGCUGAUGGAAGUGGAGCUUGGAGUGGAACUCUACCGCCUUACAUGGUUGGAGAUCCUGGUCCACAAGGUCCCCCUGGACCAGAGGGAAUGCAGGGAGAACCAGGACUAGUAGGAGAACCAGGAAUUCCAGGAGAGCCAGGAACACCAGGGAUGCCUGGUCCUAUUGGAGAGAUGGGAGCGAGAGGGUUACAAGGACCAAUGGGAUUGCAGGGAGAGAAUGGUACGGAUGGAUCACCAGGACCUAAGGGUGAUACUGGAGUUGCUGGACCUCCUGGUCUGCCAGGAAGAGAUGGUGUACCAGGACCACGCGGUUUAGGUGUCCAGGGUCCACCAGGAGAUCGUGGUCUUCCAGGACCAAGAGGAAUCCAAGGAUUGAAAGGAGAUCCAGGAGAACAAGGACCACCUUGUGAAAUACCACCAGAAAUACUUGCCUUGUCUGAGCGCUAUGGUGGAAUGGGUUCAGGAGACAUGGGUGGAGGCAUGAUGACCAGGGCGCCACAGGAAUUAUCUGGUGUAAAAGGAGAUAAGGGUGAUAUAGGAUUUGAUGGUGUACCUGGUAUGGAUGGUCAGAAAGGAGCUAAAGGUUAUCCUGGUCCUAGAGGACCGGUUGGUGUAGGAGGAGCUAAAGGAGAUAAUGGAACCAAAGGAGACAAAGGUGAGAAAGGAUCAGGUGGUUUCCCAGGACCAAGAGGAGUUAAAGGAGAUAAGGGUGAUAUGUUUGUCCCAACUGAAGAAGAGAUGCUAAUGUUGAAAGGUGAUGGGGGAGAGAAAGGUAAAAGAGGAAAGAAAGGACUUAAAGGCCAGUUUGGUAUCCCAGGAAGACCUGGUCGUCCAGGUGAACCAGGCAUACAGGGAGAAAUAGGACCAGAGGGACCUCAAGGACCAGAAGGUCCACAAGGUCCACCUGGAGACGGUAACUGUGCAUGUGAUCCUACCAACUUCCCUCCUUCAUUCUUUCCUCCUGGAGAGAAAGGAUCUAAAGGAGAUCCUGGUUCUCCUGGUCCUUUGGGACCUGAUGGUGUGCCUGGAGCUCCAGGUUUACCAGGUGUUCAAGGAUUAAGAGGAUUACAAGGUUAUAAAGGAGAUCAAGGUGAUGGUGGACUGGAAGGAAGACCGGGGGCUCCAGGGGUACCAGGAGUUCCUGGGGUAGCUGGAACUAAAGGAGAAAAGGGUGAUCCAGGUGAUUUCUAUGUAAACGAUGAGGUGUUUAUAGGACCACCUGGUGAGCCAGGUCCACCAGGUAGAGAUGGUCUACCAGGAGAGAGUAUCAAGGGUGAGCCUGGUGAACCAGGCAAUGGUUAUGAAGGUCAACCUGGUAGAGAUGGACGUGAUGGUUCACAAGGUCCUCCUGGACCUGAAGGACCUCCAGGACCACCGGGUGAACCAGGUUACUAUGUGGGUAACGGCAAUGGUGUCAGGGGACCAAAGGGUGAGCCAGGACCCCCGGGAGAGCCAGGAAGGAUGGGUGUACCAGGUUCCCCAGGGUUUGAUGGAAGACCAGGAUCUAGGGGUCCACGUGGACCUCAAGGAUCUACUGGUUAUGGAGAACCUGGACCUCCUGGUGAGCCAGGACCACCGGGUCAACCUGGAAGCAGUACUGGUGGUGAUGGGCAUGGUGGUGUGCAGAUGGCCAAGUUCAAUAGUAUCCAGGAUAUGUUGAAUGGCAUGAGAGCAUUGGAGGUUGGGACUCUGGCCUUCAUCAUACGGGUCCAGGAACUCUAUAUCAGGGUUGAAACUGGCAUGCAGCAAGUACUGCUGGGAGCUACCUUUACCUUACCACCAACCUCUGAACCACGCCCGCAACCACGCCCUCAACCACCCAUUACAUCGAGAACUACUACUACUACAUUAACACCUACCACCACUCUUGCCCCUUUUGUGGAACCAACAGAGCCCCCUCAAAUACCAGGACCAGGACUUACAUAUAGACCUGAGAUUGAACUACCUGGACCUGAAAUACCUGUAGCAGAUCAACCUAUGCUUUACAUGUACGCUCUAAAUACACCUCACAUGGGUUAUAUGAUUGGAGGCAUUAGUGGUGCGGACUUUAAGUGUUGGCAACAAGCGAGGGCAGCAGGACUAAAAGGAACCUAUCGAGCAUUCCUUUCAUCGCCUCUACAAGAUAUCAAAACCAUAGUUAGGAAACAGGAUCAAGGCCUACCCAUUGCUAAUGCCAAGCAAGAAGUUUUGUUUGAUUCAUGGAGUGAACUCUUUAAAGAUGAAGAAGGAGCUCCAUUCCAAGAUAGCUUCCACAUAUAUUCCUUUGAUGGUAAAGAUGUGAUGACAGAUGAUACAUGGCCUGACAAGUACAUCUGGCAUGGAUCCUAUGCCAACGGGGAAAGAAUGUCUGAGAGCUUCUGUGAAGCAUGGAGGGCAGAAAAUCAUUUUGCUCGUGGCCAAGCUAGUCUUUUAUCUGAUCAUAAACUAUUAGGACAAACUGAGUUCCAAUGUAAUAAUGCCUUUGCUGUUCUAUGUGUGCAGACUGCUCAGCUGAAUGCCAGGAAGUAAUAUACCAUUUUCUUUCCAGAAAAAAAGUUCUUUAAAAUAUAUCUAUUCUUUGAAUCUCUUUGAAUAAAGAUGCUUUGAGAUAUCAUGGAAUAUCCUGUAAGUGAAUCGGUGAUUGAUGAUGUAUUCAAGGAAGUGUAAUGAAGAUAUCAGCAGUUAAGACUGCCCUGUUUCUUUUACAGAGAUGUCCUAUAUUGUCCAAUUUAAUCAGUUUCCUUGUGCCAUUUGAGCAAAAUUCUUCACAGUCAAUCUUCUUCAGCUAGACAGCCUAUGGAGUGUAAAUAUAUGAAGAACAAAGUCUUUUACUCAAAGUAAUUUAAUAACAUGUUUUGAAAUCUCUUGAUUUCUCUUUGAUAUUCCUAUGUUAAAACUUUAUGAAUAUGGCCAUUUUUGUCUUUGACAGGAGGGAAUAUGUUGACCUUUUUACGAUAUGGAUGUAUGCAUAGGAAGAAUUUAGUGUGAAAUAAUGUAUAUUUCUUGGAGUUAAGCUCAAACCUGAUGUACUGUACUGGGCAAGUACUUGCUAGAGUAUAAAGUGUAAAUAAUUAUUUAUGUUGCAACAAAAAAAUAUUUUAUGACAAUGAGGAAGAUUUGUUAUAAAUAGGACAAGUGGUUAUAUCUUAGGAAAAUCAUCCAGAAAUUGAUGAUUUUUAAAAAUCCUUCCAAUUGGGCCUUAGAUUGUCUUCCAUGUCGGUUUGUAUGUGAUAUGAAGGUGGAUGCCGCUAGUACAAUGAAGUAUACAGUGCCAGUUUAUAAGUUGAAUAUUGAAAUCUAAUACACGUGUACUUCCUGAUUUAGUAUUCUUAAAGUCAUAUCAAUAUUAUUAGAUUACAAUACUUUAGUUGAUUAGAAAACAUUUGGAAAAGUAGAAAAGGAUUUUUUUCUCAGUGUGUGUUUGGCAAGGUUCAUAUACUAAAGGCAGCACAACCAAAAACAUUUUGAUAAGUAUGACAUUAUCUUGAUUGUUGAUACAGUCCUUUUACUGAGGUUUAUUAUCUAACACUUUCAUCUUGUCCGAGUUUAGAUUAUGCAAUUAUUAUUCUUUUCAAAAAAAUUCUUGAUUAUUUUUCAUUGUGUAUGGUCAUCAUUACUAGUUAAAAAAACUUACUAGAAUAAUGAAUUCAGACGGAAGUACAAAAUGGAACUAUUAUUUACCCGACAGGUUGGGGCAAGUAAUUCAUUUUUCUCCCUUAUUUGCUCAUACAGUAUUUAAUGUAUCUCGAGGGUUUCACUAACUUUUGAGCAUGUAUUCUAAACUUCAGACCAAAAUCCCUUGUCAUGGAUUUUUUAAAAGUCAGUUGAUAUUGUCCUCACUUUUUUUUUUACUCAUCAAAGAGAUGUGUGAUGAAGAAUUGUUCUGUAGUAAAGCAGUAUCCAGACUGGUCAGAGUAUACUCAGGGGGGAAACAGAAAUGAAAAGAUUUGAACUCAUCUAUGAAAUUGUCUUUCCUAGUAACAUUUAUGUAAAAUGUUUCCAAUUUCAAACUGUUUAUAUUUAUCUCUAUGAUGAUCAAUUGAAGAAAUCAAUAGUAUCUGUAGUAUUUUUGUACAGACUAGUUAGGCAUUAUUUUUCUUGUACAUGUACUAUUCUUAUAUCAGUGAAAAUGAGAUAUGGUUCUAAAUUAUGAUGUAUUUACUAAAAAUUUUAAUAACUUUUUACUAGUUACAUGAAAGAUCAUGUCAAAGCAAUUAGUAUUGAUUUUUUUUAAAGCAGGUUUCAUUCAUUUGAGCUUUUUAUAUGUACUAAUUUGCUUUAUUGUAGGAUUCAAGAUGAACUUGCUUUUUAGGAAAAUCUAUGGAUCUUAUUUUACCUCAGUAUGUGAAAUUUACACAUACCGUGCCAAAUCUAACUAAUUUUGGUGCUAAUUUCAUAUUGCAAAGAUAAAAAAAAAUUGCAUAGCUUGUCAAGAAUUAUAUAGUAAAGAGAAAGUGAAUACUACUUGCUUUUAAAGAUUGCCUCUGUAAAUAAUUUGACUAUUUUACACCAAUUCCCCUGUUUGAUUGUAGUUUGCUACUAUGUAGAUAUCUGGAUAUGAAAUGUUGCUGUAGGUAUUAAACACAAUUUUGAAAGUCAAAAGCUAAUCUGGUGCUAUAUUUAUAUUGAAAUUACAAAUAUUUGUGCUCAAACAUCUAUUCGUAGCUUUUGUUUCAUUUUGCCCCUUUUUAUCAAUUUUUUAUUCAUUCAUUUAUAAAAGUAGAUGUAGUUAUGGUAUGAGUAAUGUAAACUUACUUGCCUGCUUGCUGCCUUUUUGUACUAGUUGGUAGGCAAGUAGUCCAGCAAUUAAUGGAAAUACAAUCUUUCAAACUCAAAUGUGUAAGUCAAUUAUGAUUAUUUGUAAGUUGGUGGGGAAAACAUAAACAGAAGAAAUAUCAUUGCUUUGCCUCCUGUACAAGGACUGAAAUUACCCUUACUCUUUUCAAACCAGUUACAUGUUUUACCAUUGUCUUUAUUGACUCCUGUAUAUUUAUCUCAGGCACGAAAGAAAUAUGCUGCAUUUUAACACUCACUACUCAGUUGCAAUCUUGGUGAUUUUUCAAAGCUGAUUGUAAAACCUCCUUUAUUCCUUGACAUUUUUAUAUUUUUUUAGGCUAUUUGAAUACUGCGUUCAUAGAAAUAAGCCAAUAAAAUGUAUUAUUUUGGCACCAAAGCUUUGCCAUUGCUCUAAAAUUUAGUAUACUAGUAGAUCUUUGUGUUCUACCAUUCAGAAAUAAGUCUUAACAAUUUUGCUUUUGCUGCAUUAAGCAAUGAGGCUAUCAUUGGAAAAUGUAAAGGAGCUAUUUGAGAUUGACAGAUUUUCAUGAAUUAUUUUAUGCAAAGAUGUGGCAUGCUUUAUUCUUCCCCCCCCCCUUUGUUUACAACAUUUCUUUUCACCUCAUCUCGCGAAUAAAAUUGCUGGAUGCUAGGCUUUUAGUUUAUUAUUUUGUUAAAAGUAUUUUGUAUAAAUCAUGCUUGCCAGGUGCCUAGGCUUACUCUACGAUUUUGUUUUUUUAUACAACUCAUUAGUGCCAUUUAUGUUUGAAUGUAAAUGAGUUUUUUUUUAUUUGUUAUGUUUGUAUCUUAUUUAUGAAACAUUUAGGAAUUUUGUAGAUAUUUGUUUUAUCAAUAAUGUCAAGAUUUAAUUUGCAGAUGAUCUUUUGACCAUUUAUUCCUGUGGAGUCAGUAUGAUUUUCAGAUUACAUUUAAAUCAAGUAGAAGUCCCAAAAGAUGAUUAUUAUUUGUUUGGCGUCACCUGUG
Messenger RNA from Lytechinus variegatus (green sea urchin), 7846 nucleotides. Its product is annotated as collagen alpha-1(I) chain-like. The coding region runs from base 179 to 4615 and encodes 1478 amino acids. The transcript is spliced from 38 exons. The record is from RefSeq and is a predicted model, not a curated record. Lineage: Eukaryota; Metazoa; Echinodermata; Echinoidea; Temnopleuroida; Toxopneustidae.